This is a messenger RNA of Rhizophagus irregularis DAOM 181602=DAOM 197198, 1011 nucleotides long. The record is from RefSeq and is a predicted model, not a curated record. NCBI's taxonomy places the organism in Eukaryota, Fungi, Glomeromycota, Glomeromycetes, Glomerales, Glomeraceae.
AAAGUGCAUCAAUCCUAAUUACCGGUAUGUUUGACUUAAAUUAUUUGAGAUACUGGUUAUCACUACAAAGUUGCGUAUUUCUAAACAUUUCAAGUAGUUCCUCCUUUGCGUGGGACCAUUUACGGCAGGACGAUUAAUGGCGGAACUAAUAAUAUGUUCAUUUCGAACAAAAGUGAUCGGGAAAAGGAUUUGAAUAACGAGAUCGAAAACUUCUUUCAAGGUCAUUCCGAACGACAAUCAUCCAAUUUGUUUGGGAAAGUAGAACAUGACGUUUCCAACGAAACAGACAACGAAAAGGGCGAGGUAAUCGAGCCUUUUCCUUUAAUUGGAAACUUAAAUGAAGUUAAGCGAGAUGAGUCUCUUCAACAUGCAAUUGAACAGGAAGCUUUAUUCGAAGAUGUAAAAUUACAGACUCCUCAAAAGCGAGAGCAGAAAAAGAUAAAACCAAAUGAAAGUGAUUGGGAGAGUGUGGUGUCACAUGACUCGCAGUCUCAGGCUCAACAACGAACUCCCGAACGUCAAUUCAGUCCAUCAACUUCCGUGUCUGAGGUAAUUACGUUUUAUGUUUAGCAUAUAAAAGUAUUUUUUUCUUAACUCUUUGUAUGCAUAUACAGGUUACUGAUGAUGUUUUCGAACCUCAGUCGAUGGGUUGGGAGUUCGAUGAACCAGAGCCAACCUGGCUAAAGAAAGUAAUAAACCGACAAAAGUUUUUGAUCUCGCAAAUGGAUCCGUCUGCCAGAUAUGAAUCGUCAUUAAGGUAUUUUUUUUGAUAUAUAUAAGGUUAUUUUUACUUUUUGUUGCACCAAAUCCUGACCAAUUCUUGACUAAUUCUUAGCCCGAUCUGGUGGCGAAUAAUAGAUGCCUCGGAUCUAAAAAGUACAUCAGAUUUUCUGACUGAAGCGGACAUGUCGGAUCUGGUCGCCGUAUUUGCAUCUGCCCUUAAUGUAGGCCAUCCCACUGAAGAUUGGACCAUACUGGAACCUUCAGUUGAGAGGUGUUUACAGGCUCUUG